Nicrophorus vespilloides is the source of this 593-nucleotide messenger RNA. It is a transcript of the gene TfIIA-S, whose product is annotated as transcription initiation factor IIA subunit 2. The coding region runs from base 138 to 476 and encodes 112 amino acids. Lineage: Eukaryota; Metazoa; Arthropoda; Insecta; Coleoptera; Silphidae. Gene Ontology annotation, biological process: RNA polymerase II preinitiation complex assembly; transcription initiation at RNA polymerase II promoter. Gene Ontology annotation, cellular component: transcription factor TFIIA complex. The record is from RefSeq and is a predicted model, not a curated record. The transcript has 3 exons. Gene Ontology annotation, molecular function: RNA polymerase II general transcription initiation factor activity; TBP-class protein binding.
UUACUGUAAGUCAGUCAAGACAUAAAAAUUGUAGCAUUAUUUCAAUAAUUCAGUUCACUUCGCAACUGUUCGCAACGUUUGUUGUCGAGUAUAUUCUUUAAUUUCAUUGAAUCUUUAAAUACACACAUUCAUUUAAAAUGUCCUAUCAAUUGUACAGAAACACAACUUUAGGGCAUACUCUUCAAGAGAGCUUAGACGAAUUAAUACAAUAUGGCCAAAUUACUCCACAGCUGGCAUGCAAAGUAUUGCUGCAAUUCGAUAAAUCCAUUAAUCAGACAUUGGCCACAAGAGUUAGAUCCAGGCUGACAUUCAAAGCAGGAAAAUUAAACACCUACCGAUUCUGUGACAAUGUAUGGACCUUCAUGUUAAAUGAUGUUGAAUUCCGAGAAGUACAAGAGAUCAUCAAAAUUGAUAAAGUUAAGAUUGUAGCAUGUGAUGGCAAAAAUGUUGAAGGAGAAGGCCCUUCGAAGAAGUGAAUAUGUAUGUACACUAAAUUAGAUAUUGUUAUUUACCAUCCACUUGGGUUGUGUUUAUUUUGUAUGUAUUUUACUUUUUAAAAGGUUGUGUGAUGUAAUAUAUAAAUUUAAUCACUU